AUGGUUGCAGAGAAACAAUUUUUUUCCAUAUGUCCACUGUGUGACCUGCCAGGACAUAUACUGUUUGGAAAUAGUGAUUUUUCUUCUUUUAUUCUUCUCUCCUUUAAUCGACUUUUUUGGGGACAAGAGGCAUCUCUCUCUUUCUCUAUCUAUCUAUCUAUCUCUCUAUCUAUCUCUCUAUCUAUCUAUCUAUCUAUCUAUCUAUCUAUCUCUAUGAUAGAUUUACAAAACAUUCCUAUCUAUCGUUCUUGCUCCUUAUCUAUCUUUCUCUCUCCCUAUCUAUCUUUCUCUCUCCCUAUCUAUCUAUCUAUCUAUCUAUAUCAUUUAGGCUGGCAACUUGUACCGCUCGACAGUUCGGCUGGCAACUUGUGCCACUUGACAGUUAGGCUGGCAACUUGUGCCGCUCGACAGUUAGGCUGGCAACUUGUGCCACUCGACAAUGAACAAGAAAGAGUUCAAAAGAAAACAUUUACAAACUGGAUGAAUACUUACUUAAGUCAGCAUGAGCAUCCAAUAAAAGUCGAGAAUCUUUUUGAAGAUAUAAAAAAUGGAGUUGUUCUUCUAUCUCUCCUUGAAGUACUCACAGGAGAGAAGCUGUCUUUUCUUUCUUUACCCCCCCUGUCUUUCCCCUCUUUUCUUCUUUGUCUUUUUUUUCUUCUUUGUCUUUUCCCCUCUUUCUUCUUUGUCUUUUCCCCUCUUUCUUCUUUGUCUUUUUCCCCUCUUUCUUUUUGUUUUUCCCCCUCUUUCUUCUUUGUCUUUUCCCCCUCUUUCUUCUUUUGUCUUUUCCCCUCUUUCUUCUUUGUCUUUUCCCCUCUUUCUUCUUUGUCUUUUCCCCCUCUUUCUUCUUUGUCUUUUCCCCCUCUUUCUUCUUUGUCUUUUCCCCUCUUUCUUCUUUGUCUUUCCCCCUCUUUUUUCUUUGUCUUUCCCCUCUUUCUUCUUUGUCUUUUCCCCUCUUUCUUCUUUGUCUUUUCCCCUCUUUCUUCUUUGUCUUUUCCCCCUCUUUCUUCUUUGUCUUUUCCCCCUCUUUCUUCUUUGUCUUUUCCCCCUCUUUCUUCUUUGUCUUUUCCCCCUCUUUCUUCUUUGUCUUUUCCCCUCUUCUUUUCUUUUUCCCCUUUUUUUUGUCUUUUCCCCCUUUUUCUUUUUCUUUUUCCCCUCUUUCUUUCUUUGUCUUUUUUCCCUUCUUUGUCUUUUUCCUUUUUCUUCUUUUCCCCUCUUUCUUCUUUGUCUUUUCCCCUCUUUCUUCUUUGUCUUUUCCCCUCUUUGUUUUUUUUCCCCUUUCUUUUUUCUUUCCCCGUCAUUUGUAAUUUUCAUACGAUUUUUUCCCUCCUUUUUUAA
Molecule: messenger RNA, 1335 nt
Organism: Acanthosepion pharaonis
Lineage: Eukaryota; Metazoa; Mollusca; Cephalopoda; Sepiida; Sepiidae
Source: the annotation of a GenBank genome assembly